UGUAGGUUGUCGGAAUAGUACCUUCUCACGCUACGCCAGCCCUUCAUUUCUGACACGUAUCGCAGUAUGUCAGCAGUGAAUCUCGUAAUUCCACUGCUUAGGUCUAAAUCAGACUUCAAAUCAUGCUUAUGACUUUUAAUUCUUAGGUCUACCUAUGCUCGGCCCGUUGAUCCUGAAAUAUUAGGGGAUAACGAAGAUUAAGGCAUAAAGUGGUAAAGUAGCAAGAGCUUGGAGGGGACACUGCGAAUGAGGAUGAUUUGCACAACAUUCCGUUUUGGCUUUCAAUGUCCACCAAGCUCGGUCGAGUCUCCCCCAUUUCAAGAAUUUAUGCUAGUUUGUAUGUAAAGAUAGCUACCUUUUCUCGACUUCUUGGGUCCGUAACAUAUCUUACUCUAGCCAGUCUCAGGUCGAAAUCCUCGACAAUUGGUCAGAACGUGCGGCAUUUCAGUGUGCACAAAGCCAAACAAGACGGCGCACGCGACUCAUUGGUGCAACAUGAAGUGAGGGGGUUUCACGCUACCACUCCCUUGAUUUAAAUUAUCUAAAGUGCACCCAGGGAUCGCACAAAAUCAGCAUAAUAUAUAGGCUUACGAGGUGCCUGCAUCUUUCCCAUACUCCUUAGACAAGUUCCAUUUCUACGUACAGAGCUUAUUCACUCAUGUUGCGGAUUACAUCACAUCAAAAUACGUGAAAUGGAGUUACAGUAUCAAGGUGAAGCAUGGUACGGCGAAUGGCCAGACUUAGAAUUUCACCAUACGACGGCUAUCUUCAAAAAGGACUCAGAGUUCUACUACGGUAGCUACAAUCGACGCGAGUCAGACAGUAUCGACUCAACCCAGCUUGAACUGACCAAAAUCCCUGAUGAGUACAUCUAUGCCGCUGCACCACCCGAUUUCCUACUCGCGCCAGACCCGCUACCAUCAAAUAUCUAUAUCAAGACACCAGUCCUCCUCGAUUACGAAGACGACCCCUCGCCCUCGUACAUUCACUCUCUCACUUUAUCGGAGAUUCGUGUAUGUGAGAUCUUGCGACACCAUCCGCAUCCGAAUAUUGCUCAGUACUUGGGCUGCCUAGAGGGGGACAACAGAAUACGUGGAAUCUGCUAUGUUAAAUACAAGAUGACUCUUGCGGAUUAUCUUAGAGAAGGGAAUCCAAUUGACGUGGAUCACUUCCUAGCCGGAAUCGAGAAGGCCGUUUCUCACUUACACUCCUUGAAACUAGUCCACGGCGAUCUCGGCCCUAUGAACAUCAUGCUCAACGACAAUAACGAGCCUAUUCUUAUUGACUUCGACUCCUGCCGGCUCGAGGGAGAGGAGCUGAUCAAGGGAGGCACACCUAAAUGGUCAGAUUACGAUGCAAAGGUCGCCUCUUUUGCUAAUGACGAGUAUUCUCUUGAAAAGAUCCGUAAACACCUAUUGGAGUAUACAUCUGGUAGCCCAGACAGUUUGUGAAUUGAAACAAGGCAUACCAUUUUAUACCUUUUGUAUUACUAGCAGAAGAAGGAAGUAGUAGGGAGACAGAUGAUUCAAGAGAGUAUGAGCAGGUGUGAUACAUGGAGAAGGGAAAGUGUCGAGGCAGGGGAGGAAAAGGUGAUUGUCUUUUGUAAGUUUAAUGAACCCGAGAAGAUCAUCAUGAACACCCAGGGCCUCGCGUCAUUUAUAUUUCACUAAAUUGGGCAAUCAUUUAAGUCAAUAACAAUGCAGUUUCGUCAACAUAUGAAAUCAAGAGGUAGACAUGUCCCAUAGUUCUUGAGGCAAGUAGUCACGAUCUUGGGAUUACAUACUGAUUCACUCGCUGUAUGUAGCCCGAGCUUCAAAGAAUUUCGC
Messenger RNA from Xylaria bambusicola, 1826 nucleotides. Its product is annotated as serine/threonine kinase. The record is from RefSeq and is a predicted model, not a curated record. The transcript has a single exon. The coding region runs from base 693 to 1451 and encodes 252 amino acids. Gene Ontology annotation, biological process: protein phosphorylation. NCBI's taxonomy places the organism in Eukaryota, Fungi, Ascomycota, Sordariomycetes, Xylariales, Xylariaceae. Gene Ontology annotation, molecular function: ATP binding; protein kinase activity.